CUUCCUCGUAGAAAACAAAGUGGAGACUUGUUCGACUACUGGAGAAGCCUCUCCUCCAACUCCCUCUUCGAUUUCCCAACACCUUAAACCCCACUGUUUCAUCCAAACUCACAAAUGGGUCGCAGCGUUAAACCCCGAUUAACAUUGACGGCGUUAUUGGUUCUGUGUUUGUCUGCAACGUUUUUCUGUUGCUGUCUCUGCGAAACCAAUCAGCCCCAGACGAAUAAGAAGUCGGCCCACUUGGACACCUAUGGUUCUUCUGCUGUUUUCCCUCUUCAGGGCAAUGUUUAUCCUCUUGGGUACUACUCUGUGUCCCUCAGCAUUGGCAACCCAGGCAAGCGUUUCGACCUUGAUAUUGAUACUGGUAGUGAUCUCACAUGGGUCCAAUGUGAUGCUCCCUGUACCGGCUGUACCAAGCCCCGCGAGCAUCUUUAUAAACCAAAAAACAACCUUGUUCAAUGUGAAGACCCUCUUUGUGCGGCAUUUCAUUCACCGGCAAGUUAUCCGUGCAACACUCCAAGUGACCAAUGUGACUAUGAAGUUGAAUAUGCUGAUCAAGGUUCAUCUCUGGGUGUGCUGGUCAAGGAUUACUUUCCCCUGAAAUUCACCAAUGGCUCUCAGCUUGGUCCUCGUUUGACAUUUGGGUGUGGAUAUGAUCAAAAACAUUCUGGUCUAAGUUUGCCUUCCACCACUGGAGUUCUUGGCCUUGGUACUGGCAAAGUGAGCAUUGUGUCACAAUUAAGUCGCCUGGGUUUGACUAAAAAUGUGGUUGGUCACUGUUUAAGUGGGCAAGGAGGAGGAUAUCUGUUCUUUGGGGAUGAUAUUGUCCCUUUUUCAGGAGUCAUGUGGACUCCAAGGUCAAGCAAUUUGUUGGAAAAUCACUACUCAUCUGGACCAGCAGAACUUGUCUUUGGUGGUAAGCCCACUGGUGUGAAGGGCCUCGACUUGGUUUUUGACAGUGGGAGCUCCUACACUUACUUCAAUUCCAAAGCUUACGGAGCAUUAGUUAAGCUGUUGAGAACUGAUUUGAAAGGUAGGCCUCUGAAGGAUGCAACUGAAGACACAUCCCUGCCAAUUUGCUGGAAAGGCAGCAAACCUUUCAAAUCUGUCCGUGACGCACAAAGUUAUUUCAAACCCUUCUCACUGAGCUUUACUAAUGUCAAGAAUGUUCAGCUGCAAAUAUCACCCGAAGCUUAUCUCAUAGUUUCAAAACAUGGCAAUGUGUGCUUGGGGAUAUUGAACGGCUCUGAAGUUGGACUGGGAAGCAUGAACAUUAUAGGAGAUAUUACUUUGUUAGAUAAAAUUGUGAUAUAUGACAAUGAGAACCGGCGAAUUGGAUGGGGUCCGGCAAAUUGCAAUAGGCUUCCCAAGUCCUGAUCCUUACUCUUACAAAUUUAUUUUUUUGCCAUAAUCUCUGGUGAGGGUUUCUCAUCAAGAAACUCUCUUUUUUCCAGUGUAGUUCGUGAAUAUUGUGAAGGUGUUUCCCAGCUCUAUGUAGCCAAUUUGGGUAUCUUGGAGGAGCGUUGUCCUGCUUUUGCUUCUGAUGACUAGUGAUGCCAUGUACAAAGAAGUCUCCGUUCCAAAUAGUAUAUGCAGAAAUCUAUUGGAUUUAUAUGUAGCAGAUACUGGUUACAACUUUUUGGUGUUAAAGAAGCUUUGUCUAUUUUAAGCAGAAGCACCACUCAUCCGUGGUAUGUUGCCUGUAAUAGAAGUUACAGGCUGGGAAAUGCAAGUGGGUAUAUAUCCCAAUAGAUGAAUGCAUGUAUUAACAUAUAGUAUAUAAUAUUCUUCAGUAACCAUUUAACUUUUAA
This is a messenger RNA of Argentina anserina (silverweed cinquefoil), 1811 nucleotides long. RefSeq names its product aspartic proteinase Asp1-like. The record is from RefSeq and is a predicted model, not a curated record. The coding region runs from base 115 to 1377 and encodes 420 amino acids. NCBI's taxonomy places the organism in Eukaryota, Viridiplantae, Streptophyta, Magnoliopsida, Rosales, Rosaceae. Gene Ontology annotation, molecular function: aspartic-type endopeptidase activity. The transcript is spliced from 8 exons. Gene Ontology annotation, biological process: proteolysis.